Molecule: messenger RNA, 1124 nt
Organism: Dunckerocampus dactyliophorus (ringed pipefish)
Lineage: Eukaryota; Metazoa; Chordata; Actinopteri; Syngnathiformes; Syngnathidae
Product: endothelin-2
Exons: 5
Coding region: 117-455 (112 amino acids)
Biological process (GO): regulation of vasoconstriction; intracellular calcium ion homeostasis; regulation of systemic arterial blood pressure by endothelin
Cellular component (GO): extracellular region
Molecular function (GO): endothelin B receptor binding; hormone activity
Source: RefSeq, a predicted model, not a curated record
AUUACAUAUUUGGAGUAUGGUUAUUGACCGUUUAUGUUCUUACGUUAAAAAAAUAAUAACAACCACAGCACGUGACGUCGCAGAAGCUAAAGGAGGAAGUGACGUAAUCCUUGCGCAUGAGCGGGACCGAUUGCGUUCCGGGCUCAGGGGUCCCGCUGAUGAAGACCCAGGAAGUGCAAGCUAGUAAUGACGUCCCGCUGCCGAGGAUGAGGAGCAAACGCUGUGCAUGCAGCAGUGUGCUCGACUCUGAGUGCCAUUACUUCUGCCACCUGGACAUCAUCUGGGUCAAUACGGCCAGUAAAACAACAAUUUAUGGCCUCGGUGGUGCUUUGUCACGACGACGAAGAUCCGCAGGCAGGUGUACUUGUGAAAACCUGGAUGACCUAACCUGUGCCAGCUUCUGCCAUCACAACCUUGAAAAUCACAUUCCUAAAGAGAGAAUUCAACCCACUUAGCAUCUUGAGGGGUGCAGUGAGGAGGUCCAAAACUGAUUGAGAAGGAAAGAAAAGGCUCAGAGAGAGAAGACAUGCCAAACAUCCACCAAACAGCACAAAAAAACAAUGACGCUCCUUCGAUGGCAAGGCAAGCUGACAGAUGCGUCUGUGCAGGGGGGCUGAUGGACCAUAAAGACGUGCGUCCAUUCUGGAAACGUGUGAAAGGAGCAAAAAGACAGAGGUCUGCUAACACACCAUGCAAAAAGAGCGCUUUGCCUCCAGUUGUCAAAGUGUUGCCGAAAUCCUUUUGUCACUUGAACGAGAGAGCGGGCACAGUAAUGAGUGAGCGGACAGAAUAGCACAGAGCAGUGAUUCCUGACAUUUACUCUCUUUUUUUCUGUAAGUAGUUCUCUUGCCUGCUCAGGUGGUGCAUGAUGGAACAGGUGUCAUCAACACUGAAUGGACAGAAGACAUCAAAAUGGGAACUGGCCCUUUUAUAUUUCUGUUCUGCCCAAAGGCCUAAAAGUUACAUAACAGGGACAAACUUCCAUAGUUUCACUUCCUGUCCCAAUACUUUUGCCCAUACUAAUUGAGCCAAUCUGUAGGCUUGCUCUCUUUUGUCUACCGAAAUAAACAGGCACCCUGAUGCAUGUUGUGGCUGCUUGUUUUGUCAACUUUGACCUUUACUGU